AGGAGCACGCACCGCAAGCGUGUUGUUUAUAGCGUCCAUGCUGAAUAUGAUCGUUUGAGAGCUUGUACACGGGAGACAUCCACAAACAGCUUCUUGACGGUUAACGUCCGUCACUGACGCCUGCCUGUGUUUUAUCCCGUGCUCUGAGGUCACUGGCCCGCCGCCAUGAAGAUCAAGCGGCAGAAGCAAGCGAAGAAGACGAUCAGCUUCUACAAAUACAAUUUCGGCUUCAGGGAACCCUUCCAGAUUCUCAUCGAUGGCACUUUCUGUCAGGCGGCCUUAAAGAACAAGAUUCAGAUCAAAGAGCAGAUGCCCAAAUAUCUAAUGGGAGAGGUGCAGCUGUGCACCACCAGCUGUGCACUGAAAGAGCUGGAGACGCUCGGAAAACAGCUGUACGGAGCCAAAAUCAUCCUGCAGCGGUUUCAGGUCCGGAAAUGUCCGCAUUUCAAAGAGCCAGUCUCCGCUUCAGAGUGUCUGCUGUCCAUGCUGGAAGAGACCAACCCGCACCGCUACUUCGUUGCCACACAGGACUAUGCAGUCACCACAGGGCUGAAGAAAAUCCCAGGUGUUCCUCUGCUUUACAUCAUCCUCAACACCAUCGUACUGGACAAGCCCAGCCAGGCGUCCCUCGACCACGUCCAGGCCGUCCAGCUGGGAGAGCUGGUCAGCCCGGCCCAGCAUCACAGCAUCCGCACCCUGAAAGAGGAGCAGGGCAUCGGCCAGAAGGACGGAGAGAGGCGGGGGAAGAAGAGGAAGCGGAAACAGAGCAACCCCAAUCCCCUGAGCUGCCUGAAGAAGAAGAAGAAAAAAGGAAUACCGACGCCACCGCUGAAGAAUACGGAGCAGGAGGGGAAGAGGAAAAGAAGCCGACACAAGAAACGAAAAGCGGAGGCAGGAGAGAGCACGGCUGUUCCUGCAGCUGCAAAUACACAGAGCAGCAGGAAGACAGAGACUUAAACCUUCUCCAUGCACCUGAUUUACAUGUUUACUUUUUGAUGUGACUGCAGAGAAAAAUUGUUUAUUACAUAAAUGCAAUUUUUAAAAGGCCAUUUUGUAGUGGUUUUUGUUUUAUUUUGAAAAAACCUACAGGCAAGGGACUGAAACUGUUCUGAGACAACAUUUUUAGAAUUUCUUUUAUACAAAAAAAAAAAAAGCAGGUUUCAUUACAGGCACAUAGUUUCAAAUAUAAGAUGCACA
Messenger RNA from Archocentrus centrarchus (flier cichlid), 1197 nucleotides. It is a transcript of the gene utp23, whose product is annotated as UTP23 small subunit processome component. Lineage: Eukaryota; Metazoa; Chordata; Actinopteri; Cichliformes; Cichlidae. Gene Ontology annotation, cellular component: small-subunit processome. The record is from RefSeq and is a predicted model, not a curated record. Bases 166 to 957 code for a protein of 263 amino acids. The transcript is spliced from 3 exons.